AUGAGCAAGGUGUUUACCACGGAGGCUUGUCCCCCCGCUGGCCCUUACUCUCAAGCCAUCAAAGCCAAUGGCCAGGUCUUCGUCUCCGGCCAAAUUCCUUUCGAUAGCAGCGCCAAGCAUGUUGGCGGCACCAUCGCCGAGCAGACUGAGCAGUGCUGCAAGAACGUCGCUGCCGUUCUGGCCGCUGCGGGAUCAUCACUCGACAAGGUCGUCAAGGUUAAUGUCUUCCUCGUCGACAUGGGCGAUUUCAAAGAGAUGAAUGGUGUGUUUGAGAAGUACUUCGCGCACAAACCUGCUCGCAGCUGUGUCGCUGUGCGCGAGCUCCCAGCGAAAGUCCCUGUGGAGAUCGAGUGCAUUGCACUGGCAUAA
Messenger RNA from Coccidioides posadasii C735 delta SOWgp, 369 nucleotides. RefSeq lists its product as uncharacterized. Lineage: Eukaryota; Fungi; Ascomycota; Eurotiomycetes; Onygenales; Onygenaceae. Gene Ontology annotation, molecular function: deaminase activity. Gene Ontology annotation, cellular component: cytosol; mitochondrion. The record is from RefSeq and is a predicted model, not a curated record.